Messenger RNA from Xenopus tropicalis (tropical clawed frog), 4967 nucleotides. RefSeq lists its product as uncharacterized. Gene Ontology annotation, molecular function: DNA-directed DNA polymerase activity; nucleotidyltransferase activity; transferase activity. Gene Ontology annotation, biological process: DNA integration; DNA recombination; DNA transposition. NCBI's taxonomy places the organism in Eukaryota, Metazoa, Chordata, Amphibia, Anura, Pipidae. The transcript is spliced from 4 exons. The coding region runs from base 81 to 4967 and encodes 1628 amino acids. The record is from RefSeq and is a predicted model, not a curated record.
AAGAAUGCCCCUGCUCAGAGAGGGAGAAAAAGAUUAGGCUAACUGAAAAUCUGCUUCCCCCUGCUAGCCGAGUGGUAAAGAUGUUUUGCAAAGCCCACCCUGACGCUUCAGUUAGAGACUGUUUAAGGGCGCUAGAGGAUGUAUAUGGUACCUGUGACAAUCCUCACACCUGGCUUCAUAUGUUCCAAAGUUUGAAGCAGAGAGAGGGAGAGGAUAUUUCAGCCUUUAUUAAAAGAUUGGAAGAUGCCUUGUGGAAGUUGGUAUCUAAGAAUAUAAUUACUAUUGCUGAGGUAAAUGAAAAAAGGAGAAAUCAGCUCAUGUAUGGGAUGUUAGGAGGACAUCCGGUGGCCACUGAACUGCGUAUAAUGUAUCGCCAUGGGUCACCCCCUGCCUUAAGUGAGCUUAUGAGUAAGGUGAAGGAACAGGAGGCUGAACUCAGAUACCUCUCCCAUUCAGCCAAAGCUGAGGAAGGCUCUACCUCCUCUCCCAGGAAGUCAAUAAAAGGAGAAUCUAUGGGACAGCUGGGAAAGAAAGAGGGCUUCUCCCCCAAGUCUCCCAAGUAUAAAGCGCAUAAUUAUGUUGGCCCCUCAGCACGAUCAGAGUGUUACUGUUGUGGACAGACCGGGCAUCGGGUUCAUCAGUGCCCUCUUCCAGCUAAUCAGCCAGAUAUUCAUAGUAAUGUGGGACAGCUCCCCAAGAAAAGGAGGAGACUUGUAAAGAAUUCCUGGCCCAGGAGUCUACCUGGUAUAGGGCGCAGGUGCAUCUUUAGCCUCCUAGUAAAUGGUGUUCCAGCCACUGCUUUAUUUGACACUGGCUCUCAAUUGACUAUUAUAUACCGGCCCUUCUAUCAGCAGUACCUCAGCCAUGUCCCUUUACAGCCUGUGGGUCUUGUGCCUGUUUAUGGAGUGGGAGAAAAUCCUGUCUACAUGGACGGAUGUUUGGAAGUGCAGUUGCAUAUCCCUGGCCUGGUGGGAGACAGUGAGCCCCCACUUAAAGUUAUUGCUUAUGUGAGCCCUCUCACCGCCGGCAAGAAUUCAGCUCCUGUGAUUGUUGGCUCCAAUGUGAAAGCAGUGGAAGAAGCCUUCAUUAAAUUUCUCCAGCCAAGAGAAGGGACUCCUUUGACUGCAUUGCCGAUAACUCCGGAGCUGCAGGAAAUAUGUCAGACAUUUGCCCCUGAAUCGCCGGGAGGCUGUGUAGGGAAUCCUUGGCGCCCGGUGGAGAUUCCACCAGGGGGAGAGCAAAGUCUUCAAGUUUAUGUGGAAAUUGUGCCAGCGACCAGUGGUAGCUUCUUCCUGCUAGAGACUGAUCCUCAGGAAGCUAUCCGACAAGGCUGGGAGGUAAUUCCAGAACGAAAGGACUACCGUUAUAAAUGCCCCCGGACUGAUGUGGUAACGGUGAGGAAUAUCACCUCCCAUUCAGUGGUAAUUCCUGCAUGGCACACUGUAGCCCACUGUUAUCCUGUGGAGUGUCUAGACUCUUUCCCUGCUCAGUUGGGGAAACCUGAUACUCAAUUAAAGUUUAACCUGAAGGACUCUGAUGACUCCCCAGAACACCAGCAAAUGUUGGAAAAGAAAUUGGCUAAAUACAGUGAUGUAUUUUCAGUUGACGACAUGGAUGUGGGGUGUGCCAAACAUGCUGAGCACAAUAUUCGGUUGAAAGAUCACACUCCAUUUAGGGAGCGGUCUCGGCGAAUACCCCCAAGAGACCUUGAUGAUGUGCGGGACUACUUAAAGAAAAUGAAGGAACAAAACAUUAUCGUGGAGUCAAGAAGUCCCUAUGCCUCCCCCAUAGUCAUUAUCCGGAAGAAAAACGGCAGUGUUAGGCUAUGUGUGGAUUACAGAACCCUGAACAGACGCACCAUCCCUGACCAGUACACCUUGCCCCGUAUCGAUGAGGCUCUUGAUGCCCUUCAUGGUAGUGCUUGGUUUUCGGUAAUGGACCUGCGGUCUGGGUACUACCAAAUACCUAUGAGUGUGGAGGAUCAAGAAAAGACUGCUUUUAUCUGCCCUUUGGGAUUCUAUCAGUUCACCCGCAUGCCCCAGGGCAUAAGUGGGGCACCGGCAACAUUUCAGCGCCUUAUGGAAAAAGUGCUGGGUGAUUUAACGCCAAGGCAAUGUAUAGUGUAUCUAGACGAUAUUAUCGUUUUUGGCUCUACUGUGGAAGAACAUGAUAGUCGCUUGUUCAAUGUACUUGAGGGCCUUAGAGAGGAAGGGCUCAAACUUUCCCUUGACAAGUGCAAAUUCACACGAAAAUCUGUGCGCUUUGUAGGGCAUGUUGUGUCCGCAGAAGGGAUUGCUACGGACCCAGAGAAAGUGGCUGCUGUACUGACUUGGCCUAACCCCACUAAUUUAACAGAACUGAGAUCAUUCUUAGGGUUUUGUGGCUAUUAUCGGAGGUUUGUAGAGGGCUACUCCAAGAUCGCAUAUCCCUUGAAUGAGCUGUUAAAGGGGAGUGACUCUAAAGACUGUCAUGCUACGACUAUUCCUUUCCAUGACAAGUGGACCCCAGCAUGUGAAGACGCCUUUCAAACACUAAAGAAAAAGCUCACUGAGGCGCCAGUGCUUGCUUAUGCUGAUCCGAAGCGGCCGUAUGUCCUACAUGUAGACGCCAGCUAUGAAGGGCUAGGAGGUAUUCUCCAUCAGGAGUAUCCUGCCGGGUUGAAGCCGGUUGCUUAUGUUAGUAGGAGUCUUAGUUCCAGUGAAAGGAACUAUCCUGUACACAAGCUGGAAUUUUUGGCCUUAAAGUGGGCUAUUACUGAGAGGCUACAUGACUACCUCUAUGGGGUUCAGUUCGAGGUACGGACUGAUAAUAAUCCAUUGACUUAUAUUUUGACUACUGCCAAAUUGGAUGCGACUGGUCAUCGCUGGUUGGCUGCACUGUCUAAUUACCAGUUUUCUUUAAAAUACAAACCUGGCCCGAGGAAUGUAGGGGCCGAUGCCCUUUCUAGGCGCCCAGGUCUCCCUCCUCAGCUGGAGGAGGAAGAGUGGGAAGAGUUUCCUGGCCCUGCUGUAUCCACUCACUGUGCUACAGCUGCUGUACAAGGGGAAUGUAUAGCCUUCUCUGAGCUGCGAGCAGUAGAUUCACUAGGCGGUGGAGCAGACUCUGUUCCUGCUAUGUACUGUUACCCUACUGUUUUGGGAGUGCCGGAGAACUCUCAAGUGAGGGCCCGAGACAUGAUCCGGCUACAGAAAAGAGAUCCGGUGAUUCGAAGAAGGCAAUUGGUACUUCCCCAGGCCUAUCGGAGGGCCGUUUUGCGGAGUUUGCAUGACCAACAUGGACACUUGGGGGUGGAGAAAACCUAUGGACUUGUGCAGGACCGGUUCUUUUGGCCUAGGAUGCGGGAGGAAGUUGCUGACUACUGCAGGAGGUGUGUGCCUUGCUUGCAGAGAAAGACUUUGCCUACCCGGGCCGCCCCCAUGGAACACUUGAAGAGUACUGGGCCUUUGGAUCUGGUAUGUAUGGAUUUUUUGUGCAUUGACAGUGACUCCAGUGGUGUAGGCAAUGUCCUGGUAGUAACUGACCAUUAUACCCGUUAUGCACAAGCCUAUCCCACUAAAGACCAGAAGGCUGUGACAGUAGCUAAGGUACUUUGGGAGAAAUUCCUUGUCCAUUAUGGGCUCCCCAAUCGGAUCCAUUCCGAUCAGGGGCGUGACUUUGAGAGCAGAUUAAUAAAGGAGUUGUUAAGUCUGCUGAAUAUUGAUAAGAGUCGUACCACGCCUUAUCACCCAGAGGGGGAUGCUCUACCUGAACGUUUUAAUCGAACUCUGCUGGAUAUGUUGGGUACACUGUCUGUUACUGCCAAGCAGUCUUGGAGUCGACAUGUAGGGGCAAUGGUACAUGCAUAUAAUUGUACCCGUCAUGAUUCUACUGGGUUUUCCCCAUAUUUCCUUAUGUUCGGAAGGGAGGCCCGACUGCCAAUUGACUUACAGCUGGGUGUAUCCACUGAUGGAGUAGGACAACAAGAGCAUUAUCAGUAUGUGGCCCGUCUUAGAGAAAGUUUGAAAGAGGCCUAUCGUCUGGCUGAGGGGAACACAGCCAAAAUAAAUGCUGGGAACAAGAGACGCUUUGAUUCUAGAGUACGGUACAGAGAAUUGCUACCGGGUGAUAAAGUGCUCCUUCGCAACUUGGGUCAAACUGCCAAACACAAGCUAGCAGACCGUUGGAGGAAGGACUUGUACGAAGCGGUAGGUAAAUUACCAAAUAUUCCGGUGUAUCAAGUUCGUGGUCCGGACGGCAAGGUUAAGGCAUGGCAUCGCAACCAUUUGCUUCCGGUACCUCAAGUUCCCUCCGUGGAUGAAGAGGGUGAUGCUGCAUCUAGUGGAGAAGAGGUACCUACUAAUGGUAGAGGAGAACAAGUGACUGAUGAGGAUUGGUUCACGGUUCCGGCUGAUGAUUCUGGACAGUUGCCGGUCCGGGCAUCUGGUGGAGGUUUACCACAGAGGGGUGGUUUAAAUGUUAAUUCCCCUUCAUAUCAGCCCAGUGAUAUUGGAGACAUAGCUUCUGCUUCUGAGGUGACUAAUAGCUCAAGCACACCCGUUGAUUCUGGCCCGGGGCUGUGUCAGCCAGUGGCAGAAGAAAAACCAUUGUACCCUGGUAACCCUAUGGAGAGGUUACUGAAGCGGAUGUACUGUGUUUUUGAUAUGUGCUUAUAUGUUCUUGCCGGGACGAAAUCAACCCUGAGUGACAAGCUUAUAGAGGCCCGUGCUAAUGCAGAAGCAGCCAAGGUGCAAGUUUCCUUUGCUAAAAAAGAGGCAAGUCUUAAAGCAGAGGCAGCACACAAGGAAGCUAAGGCCGCAUGCCAGCAAGCAGAAGCAGAAGCUGCCCAUAAAAAGGCAGAAAUGGAAGCUGAAUUAGAAAUUCUUCAAAUGGAGAAAGAAAAGGCUUCAGCUAUUGCAAGGUUAAAAGUUCUUGAACAAGCACUGGGAGGAGUACAUGAUCAGGACUGCCUCAUUCCAGCAGAGUCUUAA